This is a messenger RNA of Gongylonema pulchrum, 684 nucleotides long. The record is from the annotation of a GenBank genome assembly. NCBI's taxonomy places the organism in Eukaryota, Metazoa, Nematoda, Chromadorea, Rhabditida, Gongylonematidae.
AUGGAUUGUUUUCAGUCACAAUCUUUAUCGGAAAAUCUCAAAGAAACAAUGAUGAAGCUUCAUAAAGAUGAGCGGCAGCUGUCACUGUCAUCAUUUGAGACUUGCAACUUUGGUCACAAUUGUAUCCGAUCACCAUGUUCUCCUGUGGCUAGUCCCAAUGAUCUAAAGAAGCACAAAUUCCAUCUAUUCGAAGCGGAUAUGCCAGAAUUACCCUAUUAUAACAAAUAUAAUGCAUCACUCCGAAGCUCGGACGAUUACAAUGCAGUCCACUACAAACGUUCAAUCAAAAUUCUUUCAGUUUUUGUGCUGUCUUCUACAGUCAUCUGCCUGCUUACUUUGAAGACCGAAGGAGGCCUUACAAAGCUAUACUCAUUGCUACCUGCUCUGGCAGCAGUGGUUGCGCUAGUUACUGCUGUGAUAUCUGCAUCGCGAAUACCAGUUAACCCAGUGAAUAGCGAGAGGCGCUGCAAGACACUUGCUUUUCCAUAUCUCACUUUCUUCAACAUUUUUCUCGCCAUACUACUGGUUUGCACUGCUGAUUACGGUACAGUUGCCAAGCUGACUGUAUGGAUGAUUCUCGGUCAGUGUUUGUUUAGUUCAUUGGGUCGAAAGCGAGCGUUGGCCUGUUUCACACCGGAGGUUUCGAAAUCAGUGGGUUUGAGUGGAAAUUUUGGAAAGUUGUGA